This is a messenger RNA of Capsicum annuum, 1095 nucleotides long. Its product is annotated as FAD-linked sulfhydryl oxidase ERV1. Gene Ontology annotation, molecular function: flavin-dependent sulfhydryl oxidase activity; flavin adenine dinucleotide binding. NCBI's taxonomy places the organism in Eukaryota, Viridiplantae, Streptophyta, Magnoliopsida, Solanales, Solanaceae. Gene Ontology annotation, cellular component: mitochondrion. The record is from RefSeq and is a predicted model, not a curated record. Bases 138 to 746 code for a protein of 202 amino acids. The transcript is spliced from 6 exons.
AAUACUCCUUGGUACUUGUUCAGAAAGAAUUGGAUAAAACAAAAUAGAUGAAACACUUGUAGAGAAAGAAAACAUUGAAACACUUGUAGAGAAAGAAAACAUAGUGUUUCUUGUCAAAGAAUCCAUUGAGAUUCUCCAUGUCUGAAAAUCCAUUGUUGCUUUUAUUCAAAACAUAUGAGAAAGUAUCCAACUCUGUCCAAACCCAACUUGCUCAAUUCAUUGGUCUAAUCCCAAAUGUCCCUUCAUCCCAUAGUAAUAAUAAUAAUAAUAAUGGUCACCAUUCCUCCUUUUCUUUGCUCUCUUCAUCUUCCAAGAAUCAACUUGCCACUUCAACUGUGUUGCUUCAAGAUUCUGAAUUGCCCAACAAGGAGAAAAGUGCUGGCCCAGUGACUAAAGAAGAGCUCGGAAGAGCUACUUGGACUUUUCUUCACACACUUGGAGCUCAGUAUCCAGACAAGCCAACCAGACAACAAAGGAAAGAUGUGAAAGAACUGAUGGCAAUAUUAUCUCGCAUGUACCCUUGCAGUGAAUGUGCAGAUCACUUCAAAGAAGUUCUAAGAGCAAAUCCUGUACAAGCUGGAUCUCAAGCUGAAUUUUCACAAUGGCUAUGUCACGUGCACAAUAUUGUCAAUAGAAGUUUGAGCAAGCCUAAAUUUCCAUGUGAUCGGGUUGAUGCUCGGUGGGGCAAGCUUGACUGUGAGCAGCGCGCAUGUGAUUUGCAAGGGACUGAUAAGUUUUGGUUUUGACAAUAUAAUGAAGCUCUUAUAUUAGGAAAAUGACAUACAAGGUAAUCCCAGAAUUUGUUGCAUCAUUCAAAACUCCUAUCCAAGGAAACAAGAUACAUAUUUUGCGCGGCAGACACUUUCGACUUUGAGAGCAUUUAGUUGAUAUUAUCAGUAUCUCUUCAUUGGUGAAAAACUUUAUGUGGCAACCCUUUCCAAGGUGAAGCCAAUGUUCCCAGAGGAAUGUAAAUUUAUUCUACAAUGCUAAGUAGCAUCUGUAUCUAUAUUGUUAAGUGCUGGUUAUAAACCUUUGAAAGCCUGGAAGAGACUCUAGUUAAAGUGUUAAUGUUACUCCUAAAAGAUUCUUACCAAA